This is a messenger RNA of Porites evermanni, 1412 nucleotides long. NCBI's taxonomy places the organism in Eukaryota, Metazoa, Cnidaria, Anthozoa, Scleractinia, Poritidae. The record is from the annotation of a GenBank genome assembly.
UGUAAAGGUGACAAAAAGAAAAGGAAGAAGUCUGGGAGUGACCCUAGUACCUCAUCAAAUAGCCGUUCAUCGACCCCUACGAUUGCUACAGAGGGCAGUGCUAAUACCAUUGCUGCCGCUGCUACAAAGCUGGGUCAGGACAGACCAGGUACUCCCUGUAAGUAUAUCCCAACUGUUUUCCGGGUACGUAGAUGCAAUUGUAUGGACUGACCGUAUAAAUGAAACCUAUUUAGCAAAACCUUCGUCAGGUACUAGUUCUUUCACAGUAUUUUACAAACUAGCAUUUUGGCUGUUAUGCUAAUUGCCGAUCAGUUUCAUGUUCCCCGUGUUGAAACAAUUUUUUGAAUUGCCUGGGUUUUUGUAGCAAAAUCAAAGAAGCGCCCAGCAAGUGCAAGUGAAAAAGGUACCCCAGGCGAAGAAGGAAGUCCAGCAAGCAAAGAACCUCGUGUAUCCCCGGCACCUUCCGCGGGAGGGGCAAGAGGAGGCUCAAGAACAAGCACCCCAACACCGACCGGUAGUGAGGAAGGCCCUCAGGGAAUCACUGAAGAAGCCGUGAGAAGGUACCUCACAAGAAAGCCCAUGACCAGCAAGGACCUUUUGCAAAAGUUCAAAAGUAAAUGAACGGGCCUGUCAAAUGAUGAGACCGUGAAAAAGCUUGCUGCUAUUGUUAGAAAGAUACAACCCGAACAGAAGACCAUCAAAGGGAAACUUUAUCUGUCGCUUAAACCACAGAGCCGAGAUGGUCUGAGAGGUCUCUUGUUUCGUCCCAUCCUCGCUUAAUCUUCACGUGCGCGCCUGAUUAAGUCGCUUUAAUAAUAGAUCUUUUUACCUUGGGUUGUGUGUUGACCCAUUCUUAGUUAAGUAAAAAAAACAUCAGCGUUAAUUGCAAGUUAUGGGUCAUUACUACUAAUAGAACGUUUUCACUCGCGUAGCCAGCAUCUAUGGAAAAUUCAUUGGAACAAAAGAAAGUGUUUACAUAAGAAAAGAGCCGACUCGUACCCAGUCGCUAUUUAUGUGUUUNUGUCUGGGUUUUUGUAGCAAAAUCAAAGAAGCGCCCAGCAAGUGCAAGUAAAAAAGGUACCCCAGGCGAAGAGGGAAGUCCAGCAAGCAAAAAACCUCGUGUAUCCCCGGCACCUUCCGCUGGAGGGGCAGGAGGAGGCUCAAGAACAAGCACCCCAACACCGACCGGUGGUGAGGAAGGCCCUCAGGGAAUCACUGAAGAAGCCGUGAGAAGGUACCUCACAAGAAAGCCCAUGACCAGCAAGGACCUUUUGCAAAAGUUCAAGAGCAAACGAACGGGCCUGUCAAAUGAUGAGACCGUGAAAAAACUUGCUGCUAUUGUUAGAAAGAUACAACCCGAACAGAAGACCAUCAAAGGGAAACUUUAUCUGUCGCUUAAACCACAAAGCUGA